This is a messenger RNA of Diatraea saccharalis (sugarcane borer), 1583 nucleotides long. The record is from the annotation of a GenBank genome assembly. Lineage: Eukaryota; Metazoa; Arthropoda; Insecta; Lepidoptera; Crambidae.
GAAUUCAGAGUUUUCUUUGGAUUUCUCUGAAAAGUCUAGAAGAUAAGAAGGAAUCGACUAAAACAAUGGCGCAAAACGAAGCAGGGAAUUCUACCGACGAAACGUCUUUAAAAAAUAUAUUUGAUCAAGCUAUGAAAUUAUUUGACAACAUAGAAAAUAGCAAUGAAGCUACAAACAGCGACCCGGUUCAGAUGACUAUAAAAUCUGCAAUAUCGAAGUUAGAGAAAGCAACUAACUUAGUCUCCGUCUCUGGAAUGUUCAGUAAAAACGAGAGUCUUGAUGAAUUGCCAACUGAAACAUUGCAGUAUUUGUUGUUACCUGCAUUACUUGGGACUCUAACCCUUAAGUUGGUUGGUCCUCCACGCAAAGAACUAAUUGAUGUAGCAGAAAUAUAUUUUAAAGAUUUCCUCCAGAGAUGUAAGGAUUAUGGUGUGACAGAUGUAGAGGUGCCACAGACUACUGAAGGGACUGAAGUAGCUUUACCUAGGCCACAGAGUGAACAAGCCAAGAUUGCCAAUAUGGUACUUUCAAGGGAAGCUAAAAUUCGAAGGUAUAAAGAGAUGAAAGAAUUAAAAGAGAAAUUAAGUACUUUGUCUAAAGCCAUGUCACUACCCUCGGUAGAUGAUGAAACCAAGAGGAACUACUUCACUACAAUGUUGCUGAGCUAUGUGAGCCAGGCUCUGGAUGAAAUUAGCAGUAUUGAACAAGAGAAACCACUGCUAGAGUAUAUGGAGAAGCAUGCAGGAGAACCAAAGCCUAAAGAACGUCCAAGAACGCCAUUGCGGCCAGUAAUAAUUACGCGCGAUGCUGUGCAAAAAGCGGUGUACGGCGCAGGGUAUCCAGCCCUUCCUUCUAUGACUAUUGAGGAGUUCUACGAUCAGAGGGUCAGGGAUGGCAUAUUUCCUGCAAGUGGAACGAACAUUGCACACACAAAUAUACAGAGCACUGAAGCUGAUGCUGAUGAAGAAGAAAAAAUACGAAAGGAACGUUUGGAGGAGGAAGAUGAUCUAGAAGAACUCGAACGCAAACGUAACAUGGACGAGUAUAAGGAUGACCACCGCCGUGGCUGGGGCAACCGGCACAACCGCAGCUAACAAAAUUACAGAGCUUAGUACUGUAUUGAUUAUAUUAAUAAUAUCACUUCUAUUAUAUUAUUAAUGUCCACGCCUACCCUGCAGUGGAUAAGGCGAGAAAAUAUAUAAAAUUUGAAUGUAUUACAUCUUGAAAUAGGCUCUUGGAGUCAAUGUUUGUGAUUGGUGUCUUCUGUCGUUGAGCGACUUCGUAGUUUGUUUUUUUUUUUUAUAAUAUAUAUUGUACAGUUUUUUUCAAGCGAGGUUAUAUGUUUAACAGUCUGAAUUGAUUUAAAUUGCUGAAAAUGAACAAAAUAUAUAUAUGUAUAUAUAUUAAAUAAUCGAUGUUAUACUGUUUGAUGGACAGAAAUUUUGUUAAGGAUAAAUUGUUGGCAUUAUAGUCGGUAAGCCAGCAGGUUUGUUGAAGGAAAUCAUCUUCUAAUGGAACAUUUACGUCUCUUAUUUAUUGAACUUCAAGAGGUACACUUACAUAUUAAACGUAAAUGUAAAUCG